AUGAGUGGGACCUGUAUCCAUGAGCCCCGUGCCCCUUCCCCCUCCCUGUCAGGCUUCAGCACCCCCAUCUCGGAACCCCCCUAUCGAAGACUCGAUGGAGACACCCCUGCAUGCACCCCCGAAACGGACCUGACCCCCACACAGUGUGUCCUCCGUAACGUGCUGUCCAUCGACACCGGUGGACCGGGGGCGCCGAGCGGCAGCAGCCCCACUCCCAGCGAUGGAACCUCGACCCACUUUGACAACAGCGUGCUAAAACUACAUGAACAUGAGGCCUGCCAGUGUGGCGGCGGCGCCGAGGCAGGGCACAGUCCGGAGGCCGGCGCCGUCCGGAGCCAGUCGGAGAACAUUCGGCUACAAUCAGGAAGUGGAGGUUUUUUGGAGGGACUGUUUGGCUGCCUGAAACCAGUAUGGACCAUGAUUGGAAAGGCCUACUCCACUGAACACAAACAUAGCCAUGAAGGUAUGUGACAUUUAGAGUCCUGGGAAGUUCCUUUUGAGGAAAUCUCCGACCUGCAGUGGGUAGGCAGCGGGGCACAGGGGGCCGUCUUCCUCGGCAAGUUCCACGGAGACGACGUGGCUGUGAAGAAAGUGCGGGACAUCAAAGAGACCGAGAUCAAACACCUCCGCAAACUCAAGCACCCCAACAUCAUCACUUUCAAGGGCAUCUGCACCCAGGCUCCUUGUUACUGUAUCUUGAUGGAGUACUGUGCCCAAGGCCAGCUGUAUGAGGUGCUGAGGGCGGGUCGCAAAAUCACCCCCUCCCUCCUGGUUGACUGGUCCAUGGGCAUCGCGGGGGGCAUGAACUACCUGCACCUCCACAAGAUCAUCCAUCGAGACCUCAAGUCCCCAAACAUGCUGAUCACACACGAUGACCUGGUGAAGAUCUCAGACUUUGGCACCUCGAAGGAGCUCAGUGACAAAAGCACCAAGAUGUCAUUCGCCGGCACCGUUGCUUGGAUGGCUCCUGAAGUAAUUCGGAAUGAGCCGGUGUCGGAAAAGGUGGACAUCUGGUCCUUUGGAGUGGUGCUGUGGGAGAUGCUAACCGGAGAGAUCCCUUACAAAGACGUGGACUCAUCGGCCAUCAUCUGGGGUGUGGGAAACAACAGCCUCCAGCUGCCCGUACCUGAGAGCUGCCCCGACGGCUUCAAGAUCCUCCUCAGACAGUGCUGGAACUGUAAGCCGAGGAAUAGGCCCUCUUUCCGCCAGAUCCUUCUUCAUCUGGAUAUAGCGUCAGCCGAUGUGCUGUCCACUCCACAAGAGACCUACUUCAAGUCUCAGGCUGAAUGGCGGGAAGAGGUGAAACAGCACUUUGAGAAGAUUAAAUCUGAGGGUACUUGUAUCCACCGACUCGACGAGGAGCUGAUCAACCGACGCAGAGAGGAGCUCAGGCAUGCUUUGGACAUUCGCGAGCACUACGAGAGGAAGCUGGAGAGAGCUAACAACCUUUACAUGGAGCUCAGUGCCGUCAUGCUGCAGCUGGAGCUCAAAGAGAAAGAGCUGCAGAGGAGAGAGCAGUCUUUGGAUAAAAAGUAUCCAGGUUUGUUUAAGCAUCACAGCUCCAGGCAGAGCAGCUCCUCCAACACCAUGGACAAACUCAUCAAGAAGAGAAACGUCCCACAGAAACUGCCCUCAGGAAAGAGGCCAGACAUCCUCAAGUCUGAGGUAAUCAUUCCAAAAAUGGACUCCUCCGUCAUGCAGGUCACUAUACCAGCCUGCCCCAACAGAAGCUCCACUUCUCCCAACCGGUCUCGGAGGGUAAAGACCCGCCACCGCAAGCCCGGUAAGGGCAGCAGUGGAGACCUGGCUGGACUUAAGGCGAAUCAGUCCUCCUCUAAUAGGGACACAACCGCCCAGGUUAACAGUUCCACCACUAACCCCGCCAAGCAGCUCCUGGAGCCCUCGGCAGCCCUGCGGGGCCUCAGCCACGAGCAGCAGCAGAGGCAGCUGUCCUCCUCCAGCCCCGACCUCAUCUGCACCACCCUGGAGGCGGAGGGGCAGGGAAAAGGGGAGCCCUCUGUGGGGGGGCUUGAGCGAGGGGGCAGCCUCAGUGCCUCUGCGGGGUUAGGGGGGUCAGAGGCGGGGGCAGCCGGCCUGGAUGAUCUCACGGAAACCCCUCCACGCAGUGACACGCCGAGCGAGGAUGCGGCUUCGUUCCCGUUCUCCAGCAGCCCGGACUCGCCCUGUGGGAGGGGGGCGGCAGCCGGGAGGGGCUCUCUGGGAUCUCCUCGUCUGCCUCAUGAUGGGGAGGAUAAAGAGGAGGGGGCCGGGGCUGUGAGGUUGCCCCGCGGGGCGUCGGGGGGGAUUGGGAGUCAGCACCUCACUCCUUCAGCCAUUCUGUACAGGGCAGCUAUCUCACGCAAACAGAGGCGUGGAGUGUCAUCAGAAGAGGAGGAGGGUGAAGUUGACAGUGAGGUUGAGUUACCACGGAGACGACGUCCGACGAGCAUCACCAAGUGCCAGUCAGUGUCCACCUUCAGCUCAGAGAACCUGUCGGUGUCGGACGGCGAGGAGGGCCACACUACGGAUCACUCUCACAGCGGCACCCCCGACGUGGUCAGCACCAACACGGACGACCGGUUGGACGACCGCAGCGAUGACCUCCUCUCUCAGGGGUCGGAGAUCCCGGCGGACAACACUGAUCCGGCGCAGGCUUCCGAUGGCCUGUCGGAGAGAGACGGAGCGCUGGGACAGGCCAAAGCUCAGCUGGACGUCGGGGUGAAUCCUAGUGAGAGUCGGGCCCUGUGCGAUGACUCUGACUGCGACAGUGCAGAGCUGGAUCAGUCGGGUAGCGGAGAGCCAAGUCGUCCCCCCAGUGCUGGAGCAUGGGUGUCUCCGUCUCAGCCCUAUCAGGGGUCUCCACAGGCCCCCCAUACUGGACCUCCAUAG
Anoplopoma fimbria (sablefish) is the source of this 2889-nucleotide messenger RNA. RefSeq names its product mitogen-activated protein kinase kinase kinase 12 (gene map3k12). The transcript is spliced from 13 exons. NCBI's taxonomy places the organism in Eukaryota, Metazoa, Chordata, Actinopteri, Perciformes, Anoplopomatidae. The record is from RefSeq and is a predicted model, not a curated record. Gene Ontology annotation, biological process: JNK cascade; protein autophosphorylation. Gene Ontology annotation, molecular function: ATP binding; JUN kinase kinase kinase activity.